This is a messenger RNA of Lampris incognitus (smalleye Pacific opah), 2595 nucleotides long. Its product is annotated as apolipoprotein L6-like. The record is from RefSeq and is a predicted model, not a curated record. Gene Ontology annotation, molecular function: lipid binding. Gene Ontology annotation, cellular component: membrane; extracellular region. The coding region runs from base 26 to 1291 and encodes 421 amino acids. Gene Ontology annotation, biological process: lipoprotein metabolic process; lipid transport. NCBI's taxonomy places the organism in Eukaryota, Metazoa, Chordata, Actinopteri, Lampriformes, Lampridae. The transcript is spliced from 10 exons.
CAAAAGCAGCGCAUCGGCAGGAGAGAUGGAGGAUGAUGGACAGACUGGCACAGAGGACUGCAAACCGAAAGACUUCAAACGUAAAGGGGCCAUUCAUGUUCACCGAAAACCCAAGACCAUCCAGGAAACCUUCCACACACCUCAAGAAGCAUCUCACGGUGUUUUUCCGGAGGAUGAUCUUGGAAAAGGAAAAGAUUUAUUUAGUCGAGGCGCGAUGUAUGAAGACGAGCAGGACGGGAUUGAAGACUACAAACCGAAGAAGCACUCGAAACUCAAGUUUAAAAAGCACAAAGCUAAGAGUAAAGCCAUGGCUCUGGAAUAUGAGAAUCCGCCAGGAGCCACGUCUAGUGACUACUACCUGUCAGAGGCAGCCGAGGCGGAGUGGUUGGCUGCUCAAAUGGACGGGCGUCUCGCAGCCAGUUUUGAGGAAGGCGAGGAAGAUGGGGACACUGAUAGUUUGAUGGAGUGGUGGAAUACAGUAGAACAAUGGGAUGAAGUGCCCUCAGACGACGAAGACAAGGCCUUGAAAGAAGACGAGGCAAAGUCAUUCACCAUGCUGGCAGAGAAGGUUCAUCUCGGCCUGCGUGUCUUCAACAAGGUCUUCACCGAGAGCGCUGAGGUCCUCUGGCAGUAUGUCAUCAAGCUCCAUGCCAUCGCUGACGACAUCAGCACCUUCCACAAGAAGGCCAAGAUUGCCAGCAUCACCGGCGGCACCACCACGGCGGUGGGCGGCGUGGCGGCCAUCGCCGGCCUUGCACUGGCACCAGUCACCUUCGGCGCCUCUCUCAUAGUCACCGCUGUGGGAGUGGGUGUGGCCACGGCUGGCGGGAUUACAUCAGCCUCAGCCACCAUCUCGGACAAUGUGAACAAAAUGCAUGACCGCAAGAAAGUAGAAGCGGUGCUGCAGGACUAUGAGUCUCAUCUGCUUGAAAUCGGGAAGAUCCUACACUUUGUGGACCAGGGCAUGUACAGAAUCCGGGGCCACCCUUUCCUUAGGGCCGGCACUCAGCACUACUCUGAGGACUGGGAGGUCCGCAGGGCUGUCCAGAUGAUCAGCUUGGUAGACAAGCCCGUGAUGCGGGCUGUGGAUAUCACAGACGAUGCCGUGGUCUCUGUCCAGGGGCUCUUCCAGGGCAUGGACAAGUACUUCAUCAAGGACUCCCGUGAGCUGAAGAAAGGCUGCAAGAAAGAGGUGGUGUUUCGAAUUAAGGAGGUGGCCAACGUGCUCAAUGAUGGCCUGGUGGAGCUCAAUGCCAUCAGGGAAGAACUGCAAGAGGCAAAUGGGAACUAAUGAACUUCAACCCCCAUGAUGCAAUGUAACCAAAGGCGUUUCUAAAAACUGGAUCAGCAUCUCCCUCUUCUGGACAAAGUGGAGACUUAUUUUUUUAAAGCGCGUUCAUUUGCCCUUAAAUGAAUGGCAAGCAGUGACAGCUAAGUUAUUUAAAAGGCAACAUUUUCCUCAAAACCAGUAUACUAAAAAUGCCAGGAUGAUUUACUUUUUCCUGGUUUGACUGGGUGUUUGUUGGCUUUAUCUAAACAGAAAUUAGUGCGAGGAAUAAAAACUUGCCACAAUGUCAUUCAGUAUGACUGGAUAUGGUGAAUUGUACCAGUCACAAUAAGCGACAAAAACAACAAGGGUUUACUAGAUAUUCGCCACCCAGCAGAUUUUAAUUGUAGAAGGUAUAUGUGGAAUAUGGAAUAUGUAUUGAGCUGAAACUUUUCACGAUCAGCAGUGUGAAAAGCUCAGCUCUUUUUAUCUUAUUUCUUUUGCAAUGAAGGUAAACCACAGUGUUGUGCAUGUUUCAAAUGAAUUUCUGCUGAACAGUCAAGGAAUGAAAGAAACAUCUCAUACCUCCUUGAUAUUAAGUAGUUUGAUUUUUAUCUGGGCUGGGUGUCAGAAAGCUUACCCAACACACAUGAACAGCUAAACCAGUGGCUUUCAAUCAGGUCCUCUGGUACCACCAGUACUUACUUGUUUUUCUACCAUUCACCUGUUAGUCCAGGUCUAAAGCCUGCCAGAUUGGAGGUUGGAACAAUUGGUGAAUGUAAUGAAGAACCUGGUAGGAUAGAAAACCAGCAAUAUUGGUGGCACCCGAGGACCUGAUUGAGAACCACUGAUCUAAACCAACGGUGUCUAAGGUAGCAUAUUUCAGUGGAGAUUUGGGGGGGGGGGGGGUUAAUCACAAAGAUUUCAUCUGGUGUAGUGUCUGGACAUAAUGAUAAUUUCUGCUCUUCCAUCAUUUACAGUUGACCCAGACACAUGUUUUAAACUGUUGAGAAAAUGAAACACCAAAGUUGGGAGUCAUAAAGGUGUUUUGUUUUUUUUGCUUGUUUGUUUUUACAUCUGAUACAGAUGAUUUAUUGCACAAACAUGCAUAGCCUAAAUAAUGUCAUGUGAUGUUGUAACGCUGAAGGUUGAUAUUAUAAUGAACCAGUUUUUGCACAUUUAUUGUUUACAUUCUGAUCUUCCACACAGUACAUUGUAUAUUUUUUAUAACCGUAAUGAAUUAAAGUUGACUUCAUGUGCGUGCCCUGAAAAAUAUAAAUAAACACGGCUAUCAUUUUCAGGUGUUGGUAUCUCAUCAAUAAUAAGGU